AUGUGGCACUCGGUGCCGUGGUCUAGUUGCCAUGGUGGUGUUCGGUCAAAGCGGCGCCACCAGGAAGCGCUCAAGAAGAACCGGGUGAUGCUGGCCAAGCAGCUGGUGUUGAAUGUGCUGGUGGAGCACAUGGUGGAGAAGGACAUCAUCACCGCCGAGAUGGUGGAAAUGAUACAGGCCAAGUCUGGGAGCUUUGACCGAAAUGUGGAGUUCCUGAACUUGCUGCCCAAGCGAGGCCCCAACGCCUUCUCAGCCUUCUGCGAAGCUCUGCGAGAGACCCAGCAGCAGCACCUGGAGGCAAUGAUCCUGAGGACAAUGUCCAACCCGAGCCAUGAGAUUGCAAGGCUUGAACACUGUCAUGAGUCAGAUCUUCCAUACCCUGUCAGUGAGUCCUGUAAUUCAAAGAGACCUCGUUGGCUUGAACCAUUAGAACACUCCUUGGAUAAUGGAGAUGGUCCCUCAAUUCCUCCAGUUAAGUAUUGCAGUCCUGAAUUUUAUCGCAGUCAUCAGCACUUGGCAUACAAGCUGACAUCAGAGCCCCGAGGCUUAGCACUGAUCCUCAGCAAUGUCCGUUUCAGCAGCGGGAGCGACCUGGAAUAUCGCGCGGGGGGAGGCGUGGACUGCGCUUCCCUGGAGGUGCUGUUCAGGCAUCUCGGGUAUCAGGUCACUGUUUUGUGUGAUCAAACUGCACAGGAGAUGCAGAAUGCGUUGGAGAGAUUCUCCAAGCUGCGGGAUCAUCGAGAUGUGGAUUCCUGCAUUAUAGCUCUGCUUUCCCAUGGUGUGGAAGGUGGGGUUUAUGGCAGCGAUGGCAAACUACUAGAGUUGCAGGAGGCUUUCCGGCUCUUUGAUAAUGUAAACUGCCCAAAUCUCCAGAAUAAGCCCAAAAUGUUCUUUAUUCAGGCCUGCCGGGGAGACGAGCUGGACCGGGGCGUGGAUCAGAGGGACGGCAAAGAGCGGUCGGAUUCCCCAGGCUGCGAGGAGAGCGACGCCAACAAGGAGGAGAGCCUGAGGCUGCGGCUGCCGACGCGCUCGGAUAUGAUCUGUGGAUUCGCUUGUCUGAGAGGCGCUGCGGCCAUGCGGAACACCAGGCGUGGCUCCUGGUACGUCGAGGCUCUCACCUCGGUGUUUGCGGAGGACUCGCGGCACACGCACGUGGCUGACAUGCUGGUGAAGGUGAAUAGGCAAAUCAAGCAACGAGAAGGUUAUGCCCCAGGCACUGAAUUUCACCGCUGCAAGGAAAUGUCAGAAUAUUGUAGCACACUCUGUCGGGACCUUUACCUGUUUCCUGGCUAUCUACCAGGAAAAUAACCUUGCCAGCUCUGUUUGAAGAGAGAUACUGCCAAAGCUGGACUUUGACUGUGGAUAUGUUUUCACUCUUAGGAUCUGUGACAUCAGAUGGGAAGCAAGGAGUGCCAGUCUAAUUCUUUGUCUUUUUCUAAAAUAAACUGGCACCCCUCCUUGUAAUUUGGCUCCGUUCAGGGUUUGAAAUUCUGAUAUCCC
Molecule: messenger RNA, 1500 nt
Organism: Ficedula albicollis (Collared flycatcher)
Lineage: Eukaryota; Metazoa; Chordata; Aves; Passeriformes; Muscicapidae
Gene: CASP2
Product: caspase 2
Exons: 11
Coding region: 1-1308 (435 amino acids)
Biological process (GO): proteolysis; regulation of apoptotic process
Source: RefSeq, a predicted model, not a curated record